AUGAAAAUAGUAAUAAUAAUAAUAAUAGUUUUAGUUUUCAAUAAUUUUUGUUGUUUGGGACAACUAAUAAAUAAUUAUUGGAUUGGAUCAACUACUGGUCAAUUUAAUGAUUCAAGUAAUUGGUCAGCUAAUCGUGUACCUGCAGGUACAACUGAUUAUACAGUGGCAAUCAACAAGACAGAUUCUCAUGUCUAUUGUGUCAAUUAUACACCAGAAACAUUGGUACUAUUGUUUAUUGGUAAUCAAGAAAAUCAAAACAACAUUUCAUUGGUAUUGGAUAAUUGUUAUUGGAUGAGUGGUACUUUGACCAUUAGUAAUGGAGCUUCAAUCGUUUUAAAGAGACCUAGAGUGGCUGGAUACUCGGUGGAUGGUGGUCUAUUGAGACUAAUCAAUCAAGGAGCCAUAAUAAUCUACUCUGGUCUAUUUGCAAGAAACAUUGAAUCAAAUAAUGGUUUGGUUACUAUUGUUCCUCCAUUGUCUGAUGCGUCUACUAAAAUUGCUCAAAUAGAGUAUAGUUAUUUUGAUUUAUUCAACCAAUCUCUUUUAACUGUCAAUAGUGGUACACAUUUAAAUGUUGUUCGUGGCAUUACAAUCACUGGUAGUUCAUUUGUGGCCCAUCCAAAUAGUACCAUUGAAUUUCAAUCAGUUGGAUUACGACCAUACACAUUUCGUGAUGCUUCUACUCUUCAACUUGGUUCGUCCAAUCUUAAAUCCUAUCAACUUGUCAUUCAAAAUCAAUCUAAAAUGAUCAUUGACAAUACACCCAUUAGUAUUAAUAAUAAUAUUUCCAUUUCAAAUCAAUCAAUAUUGGAAUUUAAUUCAAAUAUUCAACUCUCUACAACAAAUCAAUUCGAAUUUAUUAUUAUAAACAAUUCAACUUUAAUAUUUAAAAAUCAUCCAUUAUUACAAUUUAGUAUUAACGGUAAUAAUAAUAAUAUUACAUUUAUAAUAACAAAUGAAACUAAAAUAAUAUUGGAAAAUUCAAAAUUAUUUUUAAAUAAUCAAAUCAAUCAUGGUAAUCAAAGUUUUCAAUUAAAUAAUCAAUUUGAUUUAAAUUGUAGUGGUAGUUUGACGGACUUGAUUAUUGGUAAUCAAUCGCAAUUGGGAGGUAUUGGUUAUUUAAAUGGUGGAUUUUCGAAUAUUAUCAUCCAAGAUGGAGGUUCAAUUGGUAGUUUAAAUCAAAUUACCAAUCUAACAGUCACUACUAGUUUGUCAAUCAAUGGUCAAGUUUUACUCUAUCUCACAAACUUUAAUGAUACUUCUAUUGUUAAAGUUUUAGUUGAAGAAAAUCAAUUAUUGGAUAUAUCACCUACAUCAUCAAUCACCAUUUAUAUAAACUCUAGUUUAAUUGGUCAGAAAUUAAUCAUCUUUUCAGUCAUCUCUUCUUCAUCUUUAUCUUCAUCUUCUUCUAUUGAUCAACAAUUACAAACAUUAUCAACAAUGACCAAUGUUUAUAUAUUUGACCAGGAUAUCUUGGAUUCUACCAAAUAUGAUCAUUUUACAAUCCAACGAAAUAGUUUUAUUCAAGAUGGUCAAUCAUUCAAUCAUCUAGAAUUUACUCUGUCUGACAGUGGUGAUAAAAAAGAUGAUGAAAAUUGGCCCAAAUCUAGAAUUCUAUCUCUUGUACUCCCAUUGGUUUUGGGGUCAUUAUUGAUUACUGCUGGUGCUACUAUCACCAUCCUCUAUAUUAAAAAACAAAGGGUAAAAACAACAACAAACAAAGAUAUUCCUUUACAUUAA
Messenger RNA from Cavenderia fasciculata, 1740 nucleotides. RefSeq lists its product as uncharacterized. The transcript has a single exon. The record is from RefSeq and is a predicted model, not a curated record. NCBI's taxonomy places the organism in Eukaryota, Evosea, Eumycetozoa, Acytosteliales, Cavenderiaceae. The coding region runs from base 1 to 1740 and encodes 579 amino acids.